Molecule: messenger RNA, 1570 nt
Organism: Arabidopsis lyrata subsp. lyrata
Lineage: Eukaryota; Viridiplantae; Streptophyta; Magnoliopsida; Brassicales; Brassicaceae
Product: PTI1-like tyrosine-protein kinase At3g15890
Exons: 4
Coding region: 335-1387 (350 amino acids)
Biological process (GO): protein phosphorylation
Cellular component (GO): plasma membrane
Molecular function (GO): ATP binding; protein kinase activity
Source: RefSeq, a predicted model, not a curated record
CAAUCAUUCCCACUAAUAUUUUAAAAUAUUUUUAUAAAGUGUAUAAUUUUCAAAUUAAAACAGCUAAACACACACACACAACCACAUUCAAAAAGAGUUGAGCAUUGAAGAAUAUUCUAAGAAAAAUUGUUUCUCUUCUUCAAGAAGUAAAAGCGACUCUCUCUCUCUCUCUCUCAUUAAGCAUCAAAGAAGUUUCUUUCUGUUCUUUUGCUUUGCUGUUACAUUCUCUAGGAAAAAAGGCGUUACCUUUACUCUCUCUGCAUCAACAAGGAAGAGUCUAGAAACUAAAGGAGCUGAAUUUGAGAGAUUUUUUUGUUUCUGGGUUUGUUCAAAGAUGCAAAUUUUUAGUUGCUUCUGCUGUGGAAAAGGAUUUGAUCGGCAAAAGAAGGUGAAAACGGAGCCAUCAUGGAGGAUUUUUUCACUGAAAGAACUUCACGCAGCGACAAACAGUUUUAAUUACGACAACAAGCUCGGUGAAGGCCGAUUUGGAAGUGUGUAUUGGGGUCAGCUAUGGGAUGGAUCUCAAAUUGCAGUCAAGAGAUUGAAGGCAUGGAGUAGCAGAGAAGAUAUAGAUUUUGCUGUAGAAGUCGAGAUUCUUGCUCGUAUUCGUCACAAGAAUCUAUUGAGUGUACGAGGUUACUGUGCGGAAGGACAAGAACGACUCAUUGUAUAUGACUACAUGCCAAAUUUGAGCUUGGUCUCUCAUCUUCAUGGUCAGCAUUCAUCUGAGUCGCUUCUUGAUUGGACCAGGCGGAUGAAUAUUGCAGUAACCUCUGCUCAGGCGAUUUCCUACUUACAUCAUUUUGCAACACCCCGAAUAGUCCAUGGAGAUGUGAGAGCAAGCAAUGUGCUGCUAGAUUCUGAGUUUGAAGCUCGGGUUACGGAUUUCGGAUACGAUAAGCUGAUGCCAGAUGAUGGAGCUAACAAAAGCACCAAGGGUAAUAACAUUGGGUAUCUCUCACCAGAAUGUAUCGAAUCUGGAAAAGAAUCAGAUAUGGGAGAUGUGUAUAGUUUUGGUGUUCUUUUGCUGGAGCUUGUAACUGGUAAGAGACCUAUUGAAAAGGUAAACUUAACAACAAAGCGGGGUAUUACCGAAUGGGUUUUACCUCUUGUAUACGAAAGAAAGUUUGGUGAAAUUGUCGAUCAAAGGCUGAAUGGGAAGUAUGUGGAAGAGGAGCUGAAAAGGGUAGUUUUGGUUGGGCUUAUGUGUGCUCGGAGGGAGCCAGAGAAGAGACCAACAAUGUCUGAAGUUGUGGAGAUGCUAAUGAAUGAAUCAAAGGAGAAAAUGGCUCAGCUUGAAGCUAAUCCACUCUUCAAUGGAAACAAUGAAGGGGAAAUAAUAGAUGAAAGCUCAGAGAUCAUUUCGGAAGAGACAGAUCAUGUAUAACAAGAACAAGGAUAGAUAAAGUCUCUGUUAUUCGAUUUCACGCAUUCUUUUUUUCUUUUGCGAGAAUCUGGUUUUGGUUGUGCUUGUUUUUAGAAGAGUGGUUGUGCUUGCUUUUAGAAUAGCGAAGUUGGUAUUUAAGUUUAUUGUGUUUUUUUUUUUCAAUUUAAGAUUUGAUUUUGAUCA